UCUGAAAUUAAUGGGCUGAUCCAGUUCCAGGAAGUGGCUCUGACAGCCGAAACCGAGGUGAAGCGGCGCAGUUGUACGAAUCAAGAUGGCAGGUCUGUCUUUAUAUUUUGAAGAUGGGCAUGAUGAUUUGGAUGACUUUGGAUUUGACGACUAUGGUUCAGAGUGCGAUGGAAUUCGUAUCACAGCUUUUCUUGAUGCAGGACAGGACAACCUCACUCCAUUAGGACGGCUUGAGAAGUAUGCCUUCAGUGAAAAUGUCUUUAACAGGCAAAUAGUGGCACGUGGGUUGUUGGAUGUUCUCCGAGAGUUUAGUGACAAUGAGAACAACUUUGUCACUGUCAUGGAAACAGUUUCCAGAAUGUCUGAAGAUGGAGAACCUACAGUACGUGCUGAACUGAUGGAACAGGUGCCCAACAUUGCCAUGUUUUUGCAUGAGAGUCGCCCCAUCUUUCCAGAGGCAUUCUCCCGGUAUCUGGUGCCCAUUGUAGUGCGGUACCUGACUGACCCAAAUAAUCAGGUGAGGAAGACAAGUCAGGCAGCACUUCUUGUACUGCUGGAGCAGGGCCUCAUCAGAGAGAGUGACAUGGAGAGUAAGGUGUGCCCUGUACUGCUAGACCUCACAGAGCCCACCAGUGAUGAUGACUACAAGAUCGAGGCUGUAGCGAUUAUGUGCAAGGUGGUGACCAUGCUGAGCAAGGACACAGUGGAAAACCUUUUGCUUCUGCGCUUCUGUGAGCUCUGCAGUGAUGCCCGGCUCUUCCAAGUACGCAAGGUCUGUGCUGCCAAUUUUGGGGAGUUCUGUUCAAUUGUGGGCCAGGAAGCUACAGAAAAACUUUUGAUGCCGAAGUUUUUUGACCUGUGCUCUGACAGCCUGUGGGGCAUUCGCAAGGCUUGUGCUGAGUGCUUCAUGGUUGUCUCCAAUUCCACAUCCCCGGAGGUCCGACGGACCAAGCUGUCCCCUCUCUUCAUUAGCCUUAUUAGUGACCAGUCCCGCUGGGUGCGGCAGGCUGCUUUCCAGUCUCUUGGCCGUUUCAUUUCCACAUUUGCCAACCCCUCCAGCACUGGCCUGCAUUUCAAAGAAGAUGGGACCCUUCGUGAGACAGCAAAAUGCCUUUCUGACAGGUGUGAGCAGCUCCCCUGCAAUGAUGCCCCAGUGAAUGACAGCAAGUCAGAAAGCAUCCAGACUGAGAGGCUACCACACACAUCUUUGAGCCCGGACUGCACCUCAUCUUCCGACCAAGCAUUGCGCAUUGAUGGCAACAAAGCUAAUGAAGAUGCCAGUCCUAGCUUUGUGGGGAUCACAAGAGACUGCUUAGAGAGUCAGGGACAGAACUGUUCUGCUCCUAUAGCGACAGAUGACAGAGAACUCCAACAGGUAGACGACACCUACAACUCUUUCCACUACUGGAGGUCUCCACUGCCUGACAUCAGCCAGGACCUGGAGCUUCUGCAGAAUGAGGUACAUCACAUGCCCAGCCUGGAUGCCCAGGGGCCUGCUACCAGCUCCCAAAUCCAGAAGGUUCUGGACUGCUUGCAGCCCCAUCUGGAUGACCCAGAUGUGCAAGCUCAAGUGCAAGUACUCUCCGCUGCUUUGAAGGCAGCCCAGCUAGAGACUCAGACCGAGGAUGGAGAACAGGACCAAGAACUUCAGCCUGACACUAAGGAGACCACAGAACUGAGACCUGAUUCCUCUCUACCUCCAGCAUCACUUCCUGUUGACCCUGGUUUUGCAAACACAGAAACUCUACAAGAAACAGGACCACUUGAGUCUCCACAGUCUGACCCUAGUUCACCUCUUCUUCUUGAUGAGACUGAAAAGGAUGGCAAGGACUCCGCCUCCAACAAGCUAUGCGAAGAAGAGAAAUCCAGAGUCCAGAAUGUGAUCCCUCAGCAGCUGCUAGAUCAGUACCUGUCGAUGACUGACCCAGCUCGGGCGCAGACUGUGGACACAGAGAUUGCCAAGCACUGUGCAUUCAGCCUGCCUGGAGUUGCCCUCACGCUGGGCCGCCAGAACUGGCAUUGCCUCAAGGAUACCUACGAAACGCUUGCCACUGAUGUGCAAUGGAAAGUACGCCGGACAUUAGCCUUCUCUAUCCAUGAGUUGGCAGUAAUCUUGGGUGACCAGCUCACAGCGGCAGACCUGGUGCCCAUUUUCAACGGCUUUUUGAAGGACCUGGAUGAGGUGCGCAUUGGAGUCCUCAAGCACCUGUAUGACUUCCUCAAGUUGCUCCAUGCAGACAAGCGACGGGAGUAUCUUUACCAGCUGCAGGAAUUUAUGGUGACAGACAACAGCCGUAAUUGGAGGUUCCGAUACGAACUGGCAGAGCAGCUGAUCCUGAUUAUUGAACUCUACAGCCAUCAUGAUGUGUAUGACUACCUUCGACAGAUAGCACUUACCCUCUGUACAGACAAAGUGUCAGAAGUCAGGUGGAUUUCAUACAAGUUGGUGGUGGAGAUCUUGCAGAAGCUGUAUGCCAGCGGGGACCAUGAUCUGGGCCUCAACUUCAUAAAUGAGCUUAUUCUUAAAUUUUGCCACUGUCCCAAGUGGGUGGGCCGCCAGGCCUUUGCAUUUAUUUGCCAGGCAGUUGUAGAGGAAGACUGCAUGCCCAUGGACCAGUUUGCCCAGCACCUGUUGCCCAGUUUGCUAAGCUUGUCAUCUGACUCUGUAGCCAAUGUUCGAGUGCUGGUAGCUAAAGCACUCCGGCAAAGCAUCUUAGAAAAAGCAUACUUCAAAGACCCUGGCUGUGCCUAUUCAGAUGAACUAGAGGACACAGUGAUGUCUCUCCAGGCGGAUAAAGACCGUGAUGUGCGCUUCUUUGCUAGUUUGGACCCCACCAGAAAUGUUAUGGACACAGAUGCCUUAAUCUAAGACAUCGCCUUCCACCAGAAAAUCACCAGCACCAAGCCUGGGAGGCGUAAACACACAUACUUAAUUGCAUCACCAUUUGGGCUCUCCUGAUUAAUGAAAUGUGGAAAGUAGCUGUUUUGGGGGCCAUGAUGACUUGUUAGAAGGGUUGAGUGGCUUCUAGCUGUAAGAAACACAAACUGGAAAGCCGUCUUGAGCAUUGUGUGCUCUCAACUGUACAUUUUAAGACAGGAGUUCUUUUAUCACAAACUUGUGCAAUACAGCAGGCCUGCUCUCCAAAGCUUAGUGUAUAUUGUUUAUAUACAUGAAUUAGGUUAUUGUUCUGCUCCUUCUUCUUUUAAAACAAAAAAACAAAAACCCCAGAAAAUAUGGGGGUGUUUUUUUUUUUUUUUAAUAUAUAUAUAUAUAUUUUUUUUUUAACUCAGGGGGAUUGAUUUUAAGAUGAAGUAACACCAGUAAUGGCACUGAACCCAGGUAUUCUGACACUGUCAAGCACUCUCUCGUAGCCACCCUCAACAUAUAUUCUUCAGGUUUCCUUUAGCUCAGCUGGGCCAUUCUGUCACACUGCUUUUCCUUGGCUCAACUGGCCUCUGACCACUACAGCUUGGGAGAGAGAAUGUCAUCACUCUCACUGCAUUUUAUAGAAUUCAUUUUGUUCUUUAUGAAGAACACUGAAUUGUGGCAUCUCUGGCUAUCUAUAAUUUGUGUCUCUUUCCCUUCCCUUUAACGGUACUAAUUUUGCUUGUGUGCAUAUAAUUUGCAUUUUAGAAAGCAAACCUAUGAAUUAAUCAGUCAGUGGGAAGUUGUACAUUGUUGCAUUUUUUUUUUUUUUUUUUUUUUAAAGUAUUGUCAGUCUGAAGACUCACGAUGAUUUAGCCAUUUACUGGGAAGUCCUCCCAUAGUCAGAGGAAUAGAGUUGGAAACAGAAUAGUUUAAGUGGUGCUUUCUUGUCAAAAAAUUGAAAAACCUUAAACCUUUUCACAAGCAUCUUAUGAAGUGGUUGCAAACAAUUGAGUUGUUUAUAGGUCACUAUUUUUAUGGGGUAGUUAAUAGCAUAAUGGUUAUAGCAGCUGCCAUUCACUUGAAGGACCUGGGCUCAAAUCCCAAAUCCUACUGUAGUACCCUUGAGCAAGGUACUUGGCCAGUUGCUCCAGUAAAAAUUACCCAGCUAUAUAAGUGAGUAAGUAACUUAAGUGUCUGAACAUUGUAAAUUGCUUUGGAGAAAAGCAGCAGCUAAAUAAACAUAAAUGGGUCUUAUUC
Scleropages formosus (Asian bonytongue) is the source of this 4126-nucleotide messenger RNA. RefSeq names its product protein phosphatase 4, regulatory subunit 1-like (gene ppp4r1l). The transcript has 20 exons. Gene Ontology annotation, biological process: protein dephosphorylation. NCBI's taxonomy places the organism in Eukaryota, Metazoa, Chordata, Actinopteri, Osteoglossiformes, Osteoglossidae. Gene Ontology annotation, cellular component: cytoplasm. The record is from RefSeq and is a predicted model, not a curated record. Bases 86 to 2869 code for a protein of 927 amino acids. Gene Ontology annotation, molecular function: protein binding; protein phosphatase regulator activity.